Salvia miltiorrhiza (redroot sage) is the source of this 1771-nucleotide messenger RNA. RefSeq names its product polyadenylate-binding protein RBP47B'-like. Lineage: Eukaryota; Viridiplantae; Streptophyta; Magnoliopsida; Lamiales; Lamiaceae. The coding region runs from base 188 to 1453 and encodes 421 amino acids. The record is from RefSeq and is a predicted model, not a curated record. Gene Ontology annotation, cellular component: cytosol. The transcript is spliced from 8 exons. Gene Ontology annotation, molecular function: mRNA binding.
UUAGGGAGUAAUAGAUACUCCAUAUAAUGGGUCUAUCAACUUCCAUUUGUCAUCCGCCCUAAUAAGGAAUAACCGAAACCCCUUUUGACAUCGUCGUAGAAACUCGCAACAGCAGAGUUCAUAUCUGUAACAAAGACGAUCGAAUGUGAGGUUCUUGCAUAAAUACCAAGAGAAGAACAAGUAGAAAAUGAGCGCACAAACGGCGCCGUAUCACCAGCCAGCGACGCUGGAAGAAGUCCGCACUCUCUGGAUUGGAGAUUUGCCUUAUUGGGCUGACGAGAACUAUCUCCGUGCCUGGUUUUCCCACACCGGCGAGGUCCUCUCAAUUAAAGUAAUUCGCAACAAAAUAACAGGACAGCCAGAGGGUUAUGGGUUUGUAGAAUUCACAUCACAUCAGGUUGCAGAAAGUAUUCUUCAGUCCUAUAAUGGAACCCAAAUUCCUGGAACUGAACUAACUUUCAGGUUGAAUUGGGCAUCUUCUGGGAUAGGGGAAAGGCGUACUGAUGGAGGCCCUGAACACUCCAUCUUCGUUGGAGAUUUAGCACCAGAUGUUACAGAUUAUCUGUUGCAGGAAACUUUCCGAGUUAGUUAUCCAUCAGUUAGAGGGGCCAAGGUUGUCACCGAUCCGAAUACUGGGCGUUCCAAGGGAUAUGGAUUUGUUAAGUUUGCUGAUGAAGCGGAAAGGAAUCGAGCAAUGGUUGAGAUGAAUGGUCUCUAUUGCUCAACUAGGCCCAUGAGAAUUAGUGCAGCAGCUCCAAAAAAAACAGCCACUGGCGUCCAGCUGCAGUAUGCUGCAACUAAAGCAGUAUAUCCAGCUCCCGCUUACACAACUCCUGUGCAGGCAGUCCCAGUGGAUAACGAUAUCAACAACACUACUGUUUUUAUUGGUAAUCUGGACCCUAAUGUUACUGAAGAAGAAUUGAGGCAGAUAUUCCUGCAGUUUGGGGAUAUUGUUUACGUUAAAAUCCCUGCAGCCAAGGGAUGUGGUUUUGUGCAAUUUGCUACAAGGACGUCAGCAGAAGAAUCAAUCCAGAGAAUGCAGGGUACUGUGAUUGGUCAACAAGUUGUCCGGCUAUCUUGGGGAAGGAGUCCAAUGGCAAAACAGGAUGUUGCUGGUGUUUGGGGUCACACAGAUCCAAAUCAAUUGAGUGCAUAUUAUGCAUACGGACAAGGCUAUGAUCCCUAUGCAUAUGGUGUCACGCAAGAUCCUUCAGCAUAUGCAUAUGGUGCAUAUGCUGGUUACGGACAGUACCCUCAUCAGACCGAAGGAGCUCCAGACAUGACUGCCUUAUCGGGAGUCGCUCAACCAGUGGAACACACAGAGGAACUUUAUGAUCCUUUGGCUACGCCUGAUGUUGACAAGUUAAAUGCUGCCUACCUUGCUGUUCAUGGAAGAGCUAUCUUAGGAAGGCCGUUGUGGCAGACCACCUCUCUGCUGCCACAGCAAACCUAGAAGACAUAUGAUGGACUCAUUACUGUUAUUGCGCUCUGGGAAGAAAAUUAUGUGCUGCAUUUGUAAUAUUUUGCAGUGAGACUCUGUACAGCGUUGCAGCCAUCUUUAGUUGCAAAUCAGAGUCUUGAGUUUAUUUGAGGCAUUAAAAAUCAUUAGCCGUUGAUGCAUCAUCCCCACUUCAGGCAAGGCGAUUGGCUUCGUUAGUUUUUGUUAUGCCAUCUGUCAUGUAUUGUUGGAAUUUAUAGAUUGUUCUGUUGCUGUAAUGUAAGGUUUGCCAGCGAUUUGAGUAGCAUUAUACAAAACGCAAAAACUUGCAUG